Molecule: messenger RNA, 835 nt
Organism: Notodromas monacha
Lineage: Eukaryota; Metazoa; Arthropoda; Ostracoda; Podocopida; Cyprididae
Source: the annotation of a GenBank genome assembly
UACUUAUGCAGCAGCCUUAAUGGCGUGACGAUGUAGUGUCGAAUUUUGCACGUGUUUUAAAAGCCCAGUGACGUCAUGGAAUGGUGCGAAUGACAUCGGAUCUAUAGACGUCGAACGUCGUCGACGAACGAUACGUCGACAGUCGACACUCACUGUCGAGCCGACAGCAGUUCAUUUCCCCCGAAUAACCCGGGUUUCCUACGUUCGCGCAGAUCGGAAUAAUAUCCUUCGACGACGUCUCAUCCUAUUUACGUGGAGAUAUUGAAGAAAGAACGAUAUAAUAGUGGUGUCAGCUGCAGAACGUUUAGUUCGGCAAAAAAAAAGAGGAAGAAUGAAUGACGAAACGGGAAGAAGAAGUGUCGCCAGUGUUGACGAAUCGUCAGCGUCUAAAAUCAAGUUUCCCGCCGGAUCAUCGUCACCGACACCGACGAUGACGUUGGACCCGCCUGAGUCUCCUGGGAUCACAAUAACGGUGCCCAGGUUACUCGUCGACGCCUCUCCUGGCCAGGAUCACUGCAACGUCGACGAUGACAUGGAAUGCAACAACAAUUGCUUCCGUGAACAGCAUGGACGAGAAGAGCAGCAGCAGCACCACAAACAACAAGAACAAGAACAACAGCAGCUACAACAACCACAGAAACCGGCCCGUUUUUUAUCAGUGCCCAUGGCGCAGUUGGGUCGACGAAGGACGAGUUCCGCAACGCAGGAGUCGGCCAGAGCUGGCCUCAUGCUGGCCUCCGUCGGAGUGUCCCAUCAGAGCCAGCUGGCCCGGUCCAGGACCAAGCGAAACCUGAGCAUGAUUCAAUUUGCAGAUGAUGGCUCAGUGAUUGACUAA